Geosmithia morbida is the source of this 558-nucleotide messenger RNA. RefSeq names its product Protein of unknown function (DUF1014). The transcript is spliced from 3 exons. Gene Ontology annotation, biological process: transcription by RNA polymerase II. Gene Ontology annotation, cellular component: nucleus. NCBI's taxonomy places the organism in Eukaryota, Fungi, Ascomycota, Sordariomycetes, Hypocreales, Bionectriaceae. Gene Ontology annotation, molecular function: transcription coactivator activity. Bases 1 to 558 code for a protein of 185 amino acids. The record is from RefSeq and is a predicted model, not a curated record.
AUGGCUGGCAAAAAGGGCACGGAGAACACCAAGAAGGUGGCCGGCAAUGCAAAGAAGGCCGAGGCAGCCGCCCAAAAGGCUGCAGCCGAGAACGCGAAGCGCGAAGCUGCCGAGUCGGAGCAGUGGUCAAAGGGAGCCAAGAGCAAUGCGAAAAAGGAAGCUGAAGCUGCCAAGAAGGCCGAGGCGGCCAAGAAGAAGGCCGAAAAGGACGCCCUGAUGAAGGAGGAGGAGGCCAGCCUUCCGUCGCGGAACGAGCCCAAGAAGAGCAAGGCGCCCGUCAAGAAGUCGCGUGGCCUGGACCUGUCGCAGCUGGACGGCGACGACCCCUCGUCCAAGUCGGCCACGACCCUCAACGCCUCGGGCAUCGACAAUGCCCUCGACGCACUCACCCUCGCCAGCGGCUCCAACGACGCCAAGGUCGACAAGCAUCCCGAGAGACGGUACCCCGCCGCCUUCGCCAAGUACGAGGAGCGCCGACUCGCCGAGAUGAAGGCCGACGGCAGCGGAACCGGUCUCCGCCUCGACCAGCGCAAGCAGCGCAUCCGCAAGGAGCCGUAA